ACAACACUGUCUUCGUGUAUUUUCUAGUCUUUUAAGUGACCUGCUCUCUCUCUGAUGCUUACAGCGUUCAGCUUUUCAGACUUCUAACCUUUGUCUUCUGUUAGGCAAGGCAUCCCCCAGGCUCCUCUGAGCGGAGCAUAACAGGCUUGUCUCCCUCUCUGUCUGUUUAAAACAUUCAUAUCCUCGGCAGCUCAGAGCCUGCAGAGGGAGAGUACACUGUCCUACAGCUGGUCUGGGAGAGGGAGGAAAUAACUUGGCAUUGCAACAGACAGACAUCCUGCAGCACGUUGACUCCUGUUCUGCUAUGGAGCGCUGGGUUCUCCUCUCUCUGUCUCUCCUGGUCUACCUGUAUCUGGAGGUGGCUGGAGCUGGGGUCCAGGACCAGAGAGGGCUGGCUGGCCAGGGCAACGGGAGGAGGAGAGGGCCAGGGGGCGCAGAGCACAACCAGCUCCAGGGAGUAGGACUAGGACGGGGAAAGAGGAGGAAGGCAGGAGGGCCCGGGAAAGGGAGAGCCAGGGGGAACAGGGACAAUCAGAGAUCAAAACCCCCCCCGGGUCUGACGAGGCUGGGGAGUCUUCCACACAACGCAGGAGGAGACGGAGGGACGAGGCUGGGGAGUCUUCCACACAACUCAGGAGGAGACGGAGGGACGAGGCUGGGGAGUCUUCCACACAACGCAGGAGGAGACGGAGGGACGAGGCUGGGGAGUCCUCCACACAACGCAGGAGGAGACGGAGGGACGAGGCUGGGGAGUCCUCCACACAACGCAGGAGUAGACGGAGGGAUGAGGCUGGGGAGUCUUCCAUACAACGCAGGAGGAGACGGAGGGACGAGGCUGGGGAGUCUUCCACACAACGCAGGAGGAAACGGAGGGACGAGGCUGGGGAGUCUUCCACACAACGCAGGAGGAGACGGAGGGACGAGGCUGGGGAGUCUUCCACACAACGCAGAAGGAGACGGAGGGAUGAGGCUGGGGAGUCUUCAACACAACGCAGGAGGAGACAGAGGGUCUAUUUUCAUUGAGUCGUACAAGAGUGUUGACGAGAGAAAGUCUAACUACAAUGUAAUCCCAGGUAAAAGGGGCCAGUGUGUGUACCAGGGCAUCACCAUGUUUGAGAAAGCUGUCUGGUCCCCCAAGCAGUGUGUUACCUGUCUGUGUAGUGGAGGGGAGGUGGUCUGUGACGAGAUCCUUUGUCCCCAGCUACGAUGUCACUACCCCUACACUCCCACUGGGGAGUGCUGUCCUGUCUGCAUGGAUACAGUUCCCAACGACCCCAGCGACCAUGUGAACCCUGACCCCGCCGUGCCCCGCUCCCAGGCCGAGAUCGAACUCCUCUUGAAGAGAGAGGAGGAGGAGCACAGGGAGGAGGAGGCACGUCUUCUCAAGAAGGACACCGAGAAAAAGAGGAGGAAGAAACAGAAGAAGGAGGAGGCUGAGAGACAGAGGAGUCUGCAGGAGGAGAGGAGUCUGCAGGAGGAGAGGAGGCUGCAGGAGGAGAGGAGGCGCGAUGAAGAGCGGCUGCAGAUGGAGAAGGAGGCAGAGAAGAGGCAGGAGGAAGCAGAGGCGGCCAUGAAGGAGCAGGAAAGGAAGCUGGAGGAGGAGCAGGAAAGGAAGCUGGAGGAGGAGAGGAGGAGGAGACACGAGGAGGACCUGAAGGAGAACCUCAGGGAGCUAGAGGAGGAAGACAUGGAGUGGCUAUUGAGAGGAGAUGUUUUCCAGAUCUUUCCAGAGGAGCCGACCGAAGAGGACCUCCUUACACCUCCCCUAGCCGAGCCCACUGAGAAACAAGAGGAGGAUGGAGGAGAGGAGUGGGGAGUGGUGGCACACAGACCUGGGAACACCCUCCCGUUAGGUUGUGAUAUCUCUGAUGUCAUUGUGACGUGUGAGAACGCUCAGCUGACCAACUUCCCUCCCCUGAACAUCCCUGAACUCAAGUCUCUGAGCCUGGAGGGUAACGACAUCACAACCAUCCCAGUGGGGGCGUUCAAUGGUAUCCCCAACCUGGAGUGGAUUAACCUGAGCAAGAACAAGUUGGUGACUUCUGGCAUUGCCCCACGUGCCUUCAAAGGCCUGAAGUUCCUGAGCCGUCUGUUCCUGGACAACAACCUCCUCGAGACGGUUCCAACAGAUCUCCCAUCAACACUACAGGAACUCAAGAUCAAUGAGAACCACCUCAAAGGCAUUGAGGAGAACAGCUUCCAGGGUCUGAGUAGCCUGUUGAUCUUGGAGUUGGAGGGAAAUGUCCUGAACGAAGGGACCGUGGAUCAUCAAGCUUUCAGUCCCCUCUCUCAGCUCUCUUACCUACGUCUGGGCAGAAACCACUUCAGGACCGUCCCCCAGGGCCUGCCUCCAUCUCUACUGGAGGUUUAUCUUGAGAACAACCUGAUAGAAGAGAUAUCCGACUGCGUCUUCAACCAAUCCACUAACCUGAACGUGAUCUCACUGAGACACAACAGACUGGAGGAGUCCAGGAUAGCACCUCUAGCAUGGAUCAACCACAAGAACCUGGAGUCCAUAGACCUGUCCUACAACCGUCUGUACCUGGUCCCAUCCUACCUGCCCAGAGCUCUGGUCCACCUGGUCUUGGUAGGGAACCAGAUUGAGAGGAUACCAGGGUUUGUGUUCGCCCACAUGGAGCCGGGGAUAGAGUACCUGUACCUGUCCCACAACAAGCUGGAUGGGGACGGAGUGGAGCCACAGUCCUUCUUCGGUGCUCACACCUCUAUGACAGAGCUGUGUUUAGACCACAACCAGCUGAUAACGGUUCCCCCUGGUAUCAACCAGAUGAGCACUCUGCACUUCCUCCACCUCAAUAACAACAGAAUCAGGACCUUUGCUGAGGAUGCCAUCUGUGACCCUGAGAACAACGAGGACUCCCACAUCGUGAUGCUGCGUCUGGAAAACAACCUCAUCGACCCCAGAAAGAUCUCUCCCAUUGCCUUCUCCUGCGUACGCUCUUACUCCAGCGUCGUCUUGAAACCUCAGUGGACCAAGUAACAGGAUUUGAAAAACUGUGUGGUAGAAUUGCCAAAACAGAUCCCCUUCUUCCUAGGCACCCCUGUAGAUCUGAAAGGCUGGGAUAGGUGGAAACAAUAUGGCGACAUUUCCACACAGCCAAUCACAAGGCAAGAGGAAGCAAUUAUCCUUAUCCUCUAAGAUCAACAGAGCCUGGAAUUCAGACGCUGUUAUUUUCGUAAAAAAUCCAAAACCAAAGAAAAUGUCAGUGAAAUCACCAAAACUCCAAACUGUAUCUCAUUGUUAGAGUCAUGCAACACAAUUCAUAUCAACAACUAUGAGAGAGAGACAGAGAGAGAGAGAGAGA
Molecule: messenger RNA, 3323 nt
Organism: Oncorhynchus tshawytscha (Chinook salmon)
Lineage: Eukaryota; Metazoa; Chordata; Actinopteri; Salmoniformes; Salmonidae
Gene: ecm2
Product: extracellular matrix protein 2, female organ and adipocyte specific
Exons: 11
Coding region: 305-2998 (897 amino acids)
Biological process (GO): extracellular matrix organization; positive regulation of cell-substrate adhesion
Cellular component (GO): extracellular matrix
Molecular function (GO): collagen V binding; protein binding; heparin binding
Source: RefSeq, a predicted model, not a curated record